This is a messenger RNA of Dicentrarchus labrax (European seabass), 3285 nucleotides long. Its product is annotated as sodium/potassium-transporting ATPase subunit beta-3-like. The coding region runs from base 163 to 1110 and encodes 315 amino acids. NCBI's taxonomy places the organism in Eukaryota, Metazoa, Chordata, Actinopteri, Moronidae. Gene Ontology annotation, molecular function: ATPase activator activity. Gene Ontology annotation, biological process: intracellular sodium ion homeostasis; potassium ion import across plasma membrane; intracellular potassium ion homeostasis. Gene Ontology annotation, cellular component: sodium:potassium-exchanging ATPase complex. The record is from RefSeq and is a predicted model, not a curated record. The transcript has 7 exons.
GUGUGUGUGUGUGUGAGUAAGAGAGAGAGAGAGAGAGAGAGAGAGCGAGAGAGAGAGAGACCACAGCACGAGCUCCGCUCUCUGACAGAUCGGUUAAACCCGGAUUUAACGCGUGUUGAUUAGCCCGGCUCUGCUCAGUCCGGUACGAUCCGCUGCACCAGCAUGUCCAGCCCGCAGGAGCUGAACCAGGAACCGAAAGAAGAGCCGAAAGAAGAGCCGAAAAAAGAGCCGAAGGAGGAGGUGAAGGACGAGGUGAAAGAGGAGAAAAAGGAGGAGAAGAAAGAGGAGAAAAAAAAGGAGAAGACGGAGGAGAAGAAUGAAUCCUGGAAGGAUUUUUUUUACAACCCACGAACUGGAGAGUUCAUGGGCCGGACCGCCAGCAGCUGGGGACUCAUCCUCCUGUUCUACCUCAUCUUCUACGGUUUCCUGGCAGGAAUGUUCACUCUCACCAUGUGGGUGAUGUUACAGACUCUGGACGAGAAUGUCCCUCGCUAUCAGGACCGAGUGGCCAAUCCAGGUUUGGUGAUUCGUCCUCACGCAGCGGAAAUCUCCUUCAACCACAGUGAUUUGACAAACUACAAUCAGUACAUCAAACAACUGCAUGACCUCCUGCAGAAUUAUAAUGACAGUCUUCAGGAGCAGAAUGACUUGUGUCUAGUGGGUGAAUACACUGAGCAGGACGAUGAGCCGAUAAAGAAAGUUUGUCAGUUUAAGCGCAGUAUGCUGCGUCAGUGCUCUGGUCUGCCCGACACCAGCUUUGGAUACGCUGAGGGGAAACCAUGUAUCAUUAUCAAGAUGAACCGGAUCAUUGGACUGAAACCACGAGGAGACCCCUACAUCAACUGUACUGCUAAGAGAGACACUCCAUUACAGAUGCAAUACUUCCCAUCCGAAGGUCGUCUGGAUAAAAUGUUUUUCCCCUACUACGGCAAGAAAGCUCAUCCAGACUACGUGCAGCCCGUGGUCGCGGUACAGUUGCUGUUAACAAAAGAAGACUAUAACAUUGAGCAGACGAUAGAGUGUAAAGUUGAAGGUACAGAUCUGCGUAACAAUGAUGACCGGGACAGGUUUAUGGGUCGCGUCACUUUCCGGGUCAAAGUGUUGGAGUAACCAGACCCACCAGUUGCCAUGGAUACCACAAACUGAUUUAAACUGGGAAAAAAUCUCCAGUUCUGGACAUACAGACCUGAUCUAAUCCUGGACGUCUGAAUCUGGUUUAUUCUGUUUAGACUCUUGAGGAAACCAGAUCUGGACCACUGACAGCUAAAUAUGGCUAUUCUGCCAGAACCUUUUAGCUGAGAUCCUGGUUCUGUCCAAAUUUGGUUUACAUCAGGUUAACCCAACUAAUGUUGUACUUUGUGGUCUAGAUCUGCUGCUGAGUAGACCAAACAGAAACCAGAGUAACUCUGGUUGAGCCUGUUCAGACAGUUUAAGAAAAUCAGGUCUGUGGUGGAAGCAUGUGAGCCAGCUGCACAAUGACGUGUUGUGUUUAGAUGUGUGUAUAAUAGUGAUGUAAUAAAAAUAUAAUAUGAUCCCAGCAGUCUGUAACAGAGCAGUGCAGCAGAAAUCGGUCCAGAUUUUAUUAUAAAACUGCUGGUCAGUAAUCAGGUAACUGUCCUUCCACUCUGAAACCUUAAUGCUACAGGAACUGCCUUCACAGUAUUCAUAAUGCUUCAUUGAAGAUGUGAUUUCUCUCAUUUUUCAGUGGUAACCAGAUUUAACCAGAAAAGUUUAGUUUUGCAACUUGGACCAUGUAAACGUUUCAAUAGCCUGUAAAUGACCAUAGAGACUUAUUGUGAUCACGUAAUCCACUUGCUGAGGUUGUCUGGGACUCAUUUGACCACAUAUCUUUUGUAGUGUCAACUCUAAUGAGUCUAGGCCCACAUUGAAGGACACAGUAAUAUGCAGUCUGAUUGGAUCUGAUUUGUGUUAUUUUACCUGCAGAGAUCAGCAGCAGAUGUUUGUGAACAAACUGGUAUUACUAACUGUAAUAUCACCAGACUCCCUUAAAACAAUCCCAUAAUUCUAAGAGGAGUUGACUGAGGAGAAACUAAACUGUUUGAAAGGUGUCUAUGGCGGUAUGUUGUUUAUUAGGGCCUUCUUGUAAAUUGGGGAAACAUAACACAUCAAGAUAUUUCUUUCUUAGUGUAAGGGUAGGGUGUAGCCUUGCAGGAUACAGGAUUACAGUCUGUGGUGUGAGCAGGAUGCACAGUUUUACUCUCUGGCAUUAAUGCCUUUCUUCGUAAUCAUUUGUGAGGUUAAACAUCAGAUUUCCAUACAGUCAGAGGAAGUAAAAGUGUGUGCCCUGCCCAUAAAGUUCAGUUAUAAAAUAAUAAUAUAUAACAAUCAAUAAAUAAAAUAAAAUUGAACAAAGAGUGUUUAUUGUGGUGCAAGUGAGAUCUGAUCACUAGAGUUUAAACUGAUGUUCUUAAAGCUGUCCACUUUUGAUCUGAUCCCCCAUGAUGUUAAUAGCAGCUGUAAACAGCCUAAAAGUCCAGACCAGAACAGUUCGGUGUAACAGCAGGGUGGUAUGACCGUAAUCUGAUUAUUGCCUGCAUGAGAAUGUUUUAAAAUUUAACAAUAUUGCAACUGAUUCAAAACUGCCAAAAGAAAAUGUAUUAUGUCUGCAUAAACCUUUCAUAGAUGGUUUAGGGUUAGUAAAUUCCACCUGAAUGCUAAUGCUAGUCUGCAGUUUACAAGAAACUGUUGUCCUUGUGUCACAUGAACUGUAAAAAACACUGUAAUUGAGUCAAUUAUUGCUAAUAGUAAUGAUGAUAAUGAUAGCGCCCUCUAGAGGAUUAACAUUGCACUGUGAAGUAGAACGCUCUACCUGCUGGGACCCCUACCCACCACCAAACCCUUGACUGUUCAGGUCCACUUGGACUCUGGUGUACUUUCACCUUAUGGAUCCCUCCAUAUUGAUGGUUUUUCAUCCGUCAUCAUGUCAACACAAAUAUUUGUCAGUUUUUCAGAGUAAAGACUUUGAAAUAUACUUUAUGAAUAUAUAACUCCAAUUGUACAAACAGAUGUUGCAGUUUUUUAAAUGUGAAUUUGAGUGUGAUUCCAACAACUAGUGUCGUGUGAUUAUUGAACAAGAUGACAUCAUCAGCAGAAAACCAAUCCGUCUUCAGUAAAUCAGUUUCAUCAUCAUGUCUUCAUGUUGUUUUAAUUGUUUCUAUCCUGAAUGAAUGAAAUGUAGUUUUAUUAUUUAUGUUUAUGUCUGCUGAGGGAACUGGAAACAAGAUUGAUGAAUUAUCUAAUGCUACAAAUAAAACAUAAAGAGCU